CUUCUCCAUAGCUUCCAGCUCUCGCCCUACCCCAAAACACUACUUUGACCUACCAACUUUUGCCAAUUUGCCCCAGAACAAUACCAUGUCUACAAGAAAGAGGAAGAACGAAGAGGAGGAGCUUGUCGCCCUCCCAAGUGACGAGAGUGAUGAGGAAGAAGAAUACGCCGAAUCUGAAGGCUCAAACUUCAAUUCCGACGACUCUGACGCCGAAGAGCCCCCACCCAAGAAGAAGACCAAGCGCACCAAGCCCAAAGACGAUGAGGAUGACGAAGACGAGGAGGAGGAAGACGAUGUAAGCGACGAUGAUGAUGACGAUGCCGCGGUGCCUGAGGAAGAUGACGAUGACGAUGAGGACGCCAAUCCCAAAGCCAAGAAACCAGCUGGCGCAGAGAAAGAUCGGAAAGUCAAGACGACAGGCAAGGCUGAUCCCGUACCUGUGGUCGACGAUGAUGACGACGACGAGUAGAGAUGUAAUGCCAACAUGCGUAGUAGCCAUAUAGCAACCCUGGCUGGCGAGAUAGAAUGU
Molecule: messenger RNA, 529 nt
Organism: Alternaria alternata
Lineage: Eukaryota; Fungi; Ascomycota; Dothideomycetes; Pleosporales; Pleosporaceae
Exons: 3
Coding region: 86-469 (127 amino acids)
Source: RefSeq, a predicted model, not a curated record